CCCAUCGGCCGACGUCGGCACACGGGCUUCUGGCUAUUUGCAGAGCCUCUUCCUCCCCCAGACUCACGGCUCGAACAGCAAAAGGCGGCGCCCCAACAAAUACGUCCUCAGAGACACCAUUCUCUCGUUUUCAGUUGAAUUCCGACACCUCGGACAUAUCCUCUUCGGGAAGAGCCCUUCGUCCAGCCUUAUCGCCUCCUCCUUCACCGCGAGCGCUCCUUCGCACGAUUUCUACCAGGGAAAGCGAGAAAAAAAUAGAAAGAAAAUGUCCACGACCUUGGGCGCCUUCAUCGCCGGCGGCAUAGCGGCCUGCGGCGCCGUCACGGCCACGCACCCGUUUGAGACGGUCAAGAUUCGAAUGCAACUGCAGGGCGAACUCCAGACAAAGACGGCGUCGCCGCACCACUACCGCGGCCCGAUCCACGGCGUGGGCGUCAUUGUGCGCAACGAGGGCCUGCGCGGCAUCUACCGCGGUAUUGGCUGCGCGUACGUGUACCAGAUCCUCCUCAACGGAUGCCGUCUGGGCUUCUACGAGCCGAUGCGCGCGCGCCUGUCCAAACUGAUUUACAGCGACGCCAAGACGCAGAGCCUGGGUGUCAACAUGUUCUGCGGCGCCAGCUCCGGCGUCAUCGGUGCCGCCGCCGGAAGCCCCUUCUUCCUAGUCAAGACUCGUCUGCAGAGCUACUCUCCGUUUCUGCCCGUCGGCACGCAGCACAUGUACCGCAAUGCCUUUGACGGCCUGUCGCAGAUUUAUAAGGGCGAGGGCAUCCGCGGCCUGUACAGAGGUGUCGGUGCUGCGAUGAUCCGCACUGGCUUUGGUAGCUCCGUACAGCUGCCCACGUACUUCUUGGCCAAGAGACGUCUGCAGAAGCAUGUUGGCAUGGAAGAAGGCCCUGCUCUGCACCUGGCCAGCAGUGCUGUUAGUGGUUUUGUUGUUUGUGUGUUUAUGCAUCCUCCUGACACCAUCAUGUCCCGCCUGUAUAACCAAAACGGAAACCUCUACAAGGGCGUCCUCGACUGCCUGGGCAAGACGAUCCGAACCGAAGGCGUAUUCGCCAUCUACAAGGGCUUCCUCCCCCACCUUGCGCGUAUCCUGCCGCAUACCAUCCUGACUCUGUCUCUUGCGGAGCAGACUAACAAGCUGAUGCGCAAGGUCGAGGGCAAGCUUCUGCCUGCUUUUGAGAGCAAGAGCCAAAUCUAAAGAGCAUCUGCUCUAAAGACUUUCAGAGUCGAACACGAAAUGGGGUAAUUGAGGGCAGCCUUUCCCAGGCGUAAUAUUGCCUGUCUGGUGAGGAGGAUAUUUUGGGCUUGCAUUUGCUCACACAGGAGCUUCUUCUUCUUUCUUUUCUUUUACAAGCGUCACAUGGAGCAUAUAUAUAGAGUGUACAUGGUGCGACGGGGGAUGGAGAACAAAAACAAGGAUACAGGAGUUAUUUUUCACAUUUUUCUAGUUUUGAGUAUAGAAAGAUAUCUAUGUACAUUGAGCCGAGAGGCUACAUCUAUCUUAUCUUUGGCUUCAUAAGUUCGUGAAAUGGGGUAUAUACAAAAGAUGAUAAAAAAUCAAAAUGCUUUUUAAAGAGUUUGGGAAGCGCUUAGCCGUAGACGGAGCGCUUGCAUCCAUAGCACAGCUUCUCGCCGUGGUGAUCCUCGUCGCCUAGCUCGCCGGCCCAUCGUGAAUCACCCUUUUCAUCGAGUGUCAGACCACACAAGCCGCAAAACUCGGAGCCGCUAAUGGGCUCUAGCUUGCCUGUUGUGCGGACGACGUUGGUCACAAUACCGGCAUACGGGCCCUCGACACCCUCAAAGUAUCGCUGCAUGACCUCCUCAAUGCUGACAUCCUUGUGUGAUACGACGGCUCCUUGCUUCUCAUCAACCUUCAUGUCCUGUAGCGCAGGUACCAAAUCCAUAUACUUGAGAAGCUCAUUCUUGAGAACCUCACGAAGCGGGUAAUGCACAGGGAAGUCCAGUCGAGAAGUCUCCUUGCCAUCUUCAUAUGUGCAUACCGUCAUUGGCCCGUCAUUGACCUGGGCAGGGACGGAAAAUCCGCGACCAUUAGCCACUUCAGCGAGUGUUAGAGCCGCCAGGGCUGUAGUGCUAUGGGCAAGCAACAGUGUACUGUAGUUAUUCUCCAGGGCAACAGAGAUGAGCAAGUGGCGAAUGAGUAUGCGGAGGACAUCUGCGCGGGACGUUAUCGACGGCAGCGCAUUGAACAUGCCGCUCAGCUUCUGCUGCGGCGACAAUGAUUCAUCUUGUGGAACUGGAAGAAGCGUCCAGUUUAUCGAGGAGAGGCCCAUGGCGCGGCUGACGUGCACGCAUUCAAAUGUGAUGUGGGGGAACUUUGCUCUAAACUCGUCCAUUUUCUUAGCAGCCUGCUCGCUGACCUGGCCGUCUGGUGACUCAGUCGUGUCAAUGUGAACAACAUGAGGCUCAAACGGCGACGAGGCCUUCUUGCUGGCGUGGUAGUCUGCGCUAGUGUCGAGGAUGGCAGCCAUCACAGUGGACGACGGUCCAAACGAGAGACCGGCGAGGUAGCGGCGGGGUUCGAGGUCGCGCGAGUUCUUCUUGUCCUUGUUGAGAAUACCAAGGCGGCGGCGCAUCUUGGAGUCGACAUGUUCAAUAUAGCAUUCUCUGCGGUGGUGUGUCA
Messenger RNA from [Torrubiella] hemipterigena, 2644 nucleotides. The record is from the annotation of a GenBank genome assembly. Lineage: Eukaryota; Fungi; Ascomycota; Sordariomycetes; Hypocreales; Clavicipitaceae.